Loa loa (African eye worm) is the source of this 904-nucleotide messenger RNA. RefSeq lists its product as hypothetical. The transcript has 5 exons. The record is from RefSeq and is a predicted model, not a curated record. NCBI's taxonomy places the organism in Eukaryota, Metazoa, Nematoda, Chromadorea, Rhabditida, Onchocercidae. Bases 1 to 822 code for a protein of 273 amino acids. Gene Ontology annotation, molecular function: protein binding.
AUGAUCUCAGUAGUGGGGAUGACAAUGGAUCCUCCUCCACAGCAAGCGCAAACAUCCACUUCUAAUAUCGAACGUCCCUUGCGAUUACUUGUCAAAGAUCGUCUAUUCACAAUUGAAUCGACAAUUAUUGCCAAACUUUCGCCUAUAUUUGCUGGAAUUAUGGUCUGUCCAGACAGUAACUCAUCUAAUACAGCUGAUAGUGAUGACCAGCCUUUAAGAGAAAUUGUAGACGAAAGCAGCGAAGAUAUCGCUACAUUUUUAAAUUGUUGUAACGAUGCUAAUCUUAUAGAUGAAAGCAAUUUUGCGACAGUUCUUCGCUUAUCGAGGAAAUAUCAAGUAAGCUCGUUGAUUGAAGCUUGUGAAGAAUUCAUUUCCAGUAAAUGCAAUUUGGAUGCAUUAAAACCAGAUCAAGUGGUAACAUUAUUGAUUGUAAGCAAUGAAUAUCAUCUGUGUAAAGAAGUAAUGGUCAAACUGAUCACCCGGAUCGCUUCUGAAGCCAAAAAUGAUUUAGCGCGUUUAAAGCUAAGCAGAUUACUACCACCUCAAUUACAUGGUUCAAUAGUAACAGCAAACUUAAAUAUUACCCAACUCAAAGAAAUUGAGUCGAUGAACGGUCAUAUGUUCAAGAUGAACCGAUCCGUAACGCUGUACAGACGGAUGGCUUGUGAGAUGUGUAAGAGAAUUACGGAUUCUGCAUACUGUGGAGGUUGCAAGAAAGCAUUUUGCAAAAAUCACUGGACCCGGAAUAGGUGCGCAAGCAAUUACGGACAGCAUAUGAUAGAUGAACUGCGACAAAAUUUGGUUGAAUUGGAAUACGAAUAGAUGAAGCUUUAUACUUUUUUCUUUUGUGAAAUGAAAUUCUUUGUACUGCUUAUCUGUAUUUAUUCAAUUUAAACAUAGGGUG